This is a messenger RNA of Plasmodium adleri (nom. inval.), 366 nucleotides long. Its product is annotated as conserved Plasmodium protein, unknown function. Lineage: Eukaryota; Apicomplexa; Aconoidasida; Haemosporida; Plasmodiidae. The record is from RefSeq and is a predicted model, not a curated record. The coding region runs from base 1 to 366 and encodes 121 amino acids. The transcript has a single exon.
AUGGGACAAAGAAAUGAAGGGGAGAACAUCAUUGAGAAUAUUUAUGAAUCAUCUUUGAAGAAAGUAGAAGACAGAAUAGAGAAAGGAAAAUUAAUAUUAAGAGUAGAAAAGGAAAAUGAAAUAAAUUUUAAAGAUAUGGAAGGAUAUAUAAAAAAUCAUAUGAAUGAAAUGACAAAACUUGUAAAGGAUGCAAAACUUAUAAAAUCUUCAACUAGUUACAAUUUGAAAAAUUUUUAUAAUUCAUUUGUUAAAUGUGAGGAGUUAUUAGACCAACUAUCAACAAAUAAUAUAAACACAAGAAUUGAUGAUAUUUUUAGUAAUAUAAUUAUAGAAAUAAAUAAUAAAUGUAAGCCAGUUGUAUUAUAA